CGUACCGAGUGGAUGUUGUACUCCUGUUUAGUUAAAUAUUAACUCGUGUAUUGACGAUCGUGACCGUGAUCUAUCAUCAAAUAUUUAAUAAAUAUGAUAAUUUUCAAGUGACGCGUGUUUUGUUCAAAUAAUGUCAAUAUAUAUUAUGUAUAUACAUUUAUACAUAACAUAUAAAUAAUGUGUAACAUCAACAACACCACGUUCUACCGUGAGUUUGAACAGAAGCAAAAAUGAAUUAAAAAAUUUUAAAAAGGACUAAAAUAACGCGAUGGUAGAAACUUGAUAGACGGAAGCCUAGAUAAACAGGUAAACUGAGAGGAAGAGGCAAACAACUGGGUGAGGAGAAGAUUGAAGUUACUUUAAAGUUUGUUUACUACUACCACUACAACAACUAGUGCUAGUGCAAGUGCUACAUCUACUAGAAUUAUUUAUAUAUGUAGCUGUGUAGUAUCUUUAGGAACAGAAAUGUUGCACAAGUUUGUGGUAUUAAUGUUACUACUUGUAUGGCUGUCAUUUGUCCCUGGUUCGCCACUUUAUCCACGACUAUUAAUACCUAAUGAAGACAUAAAAAAAUCAACGUACAUACGUCACUACACGGGAGCUUUUUACGACACCGCAGCGCUGAAGCGUCACCGUGACCGAUCACGUCGUGACUUUUCUGGUAUUGGAAAAGAAGUGGGUUCAACGUUGAAUUUACAUGUCAAUGCAUUUGACAGAAUAUUUAAAAUGCGCUUGACAAGGGACCCGACGAUAUUCCACAGCGACGUUCUUUUUGAAACUUCAAAUGCUCGCCCGAUAGCUUUUGAUCCCUCUCACGUCUACGUCGGCAGUCUCGAAGAUGAUGAAAAUUCUAUAGUACACGGAGUUAUAACAAAUGAGGGUCUUUUCGAUGGGACCGUGAUAACGGCAACGGAUGAAAUUUACAUAGAACCAUUUACAAGAUAUUCACAUCUUGUGAGACGUGAUAUAAAUGAAUUAAAUCCACGUGAUACGUAUAAUAAUAUUAAUAAUAGUUAUCAUAAUAAUAUAGAUGAUAAUAAUCAGCAUAGCAUUGCAUAUCGUUCAAGUGAUGUUUCUACACCGUUGGAUACUUUAAAACGUCCUAUUAACAGUGAACGCAUCAAUGAAAACGAUCCUUUCAACUUCACCCAUGCCUUUAACGAUCCAAUUCUCUUCGAUGCUGAUGAAUUUUUAAAUCCGGAUUUAAAUAAAUACCCAGUGGAUAAUGAAGAAAAUUUCGAUGUUUACAGAGAUGAUAGAGAAAAAUAUUUACAUAGUCGGAAGCGAACGAUUGAUCCGAAAAAAACUACCUGCAUGCUGUACUUGCAAGCGGAUCACACCUUUUUCGAGCACUAUAGGUCGGAGGAAGCCUGCAUCGAGGUCAUGACCCGACAUGUUCAGAGAGUUAAUUCGAUUUAUCGGCAUACUGACUUCAAUCAAGACGGAGAGCCAGACAACAUAAGUUUCAUGAUUAAGCGGGUGAAAAUCCACGGAGCAGAUGCAUUAAAGGAUCCAUCGUACCGUUUGAAUGGCAAAUACGGAGUAGAAGAGUUUCUCGAGUUGUUCUCAGAGGAAAACUACGACGCAUUUUGUCUGUCUUAUAUGUUCACUUAUCGUGAUUUUGAGAAAGGAACUUUGGGUUUAGCUUGGACUGGUGACUUGAAGAAUGCUGGGGGUGUGUGCGAGAAGAAUGGGCAUUAUCGCGGAAGUAUGAAAUCAUUAAAUACAGGAAUAAUAACGUUAUUAAAUUAUGGUAAACACGUUCCACCAGCUGUAUCACACGUGACUUUAGCUCAUGAAAUCGGUCAUAAUUUCGGAUCACCCCACGAUCCAGACGAAUGUUCACCAGGUGGAGAAGAUGGUAAUUUUAUAAUGUUUGCACGUGCAACCAGCGGCGACAAAAGAAACAACAAUCGAUUCAGUCGGUGCAGUCUCAUAUCAAUAAAUCCCGUUUUAGAUGUCAAAGCUCGUUCAACAAAAGGUUGCUUUGCUGAACACCAAAUAGCCAUUUGCGGUAAUGGGGUAGUUGAAGAGGGCGAAGAGUGUGACUGUGGAUGGGAAGAAGAUUGUAAUGAUCCAUGCUGUCAUCCUCAACGAUUACACCAUGCCCCAUUUGAAAUUCCCUGCCGUCUAACUGAGGACGCUGUCUGCAGUCCUAGUCAGGGACCCUGCUGUACCAAUGGAUGCUCGUUGCGCAGUGGAACUAAAUGCCGUGAUGACAAUGGCUGCCGAGACGCUAGUUUCUGCGAUGGACGCGGACCUCAAUGUCCGCCAUCGGUCAACAAACCAAAUAAAACCAUUUGCAAUGAUGAGUUUGUCUGUUUCAUGGGAGAGUGCACUGGCAGCAUUUGUCUGGCUUACGGACUCGAGUCCUGUCAGUGUGUGGCCCAGGCUAAUGAUCCUCCGACUAAAAGUUGCGAGUUGUGUUGCAAAUUGCCUGGGGAAAAUAAACUUUGCAUAUCGUCGUUCGAAUGGAACACGCCGCCCUAUGAAAUUCCCGACAUGAUGUCCAAGCCCGGGACACCUUGCAAUGACUACAACGGGUACUGCGAUAUUUUCCAACGCUGCCGAGAGGUAGAUCCAACUGGUCCAUUAGCAACAUUGAGAAGACUUUUGCUGUCGGAUGCAAGCUUAGAGCGCUUUCAUCGGUGGAUGACCGAUCGGUGGUACACUGUUGCGUUUAGUAUUAUUAUUAUCAUGACUGGAUUGGUAAUAAUGACCCGAUUAUUAAGCAAACAAUCCGAUACAAACAUCAAAAUAAUUUACUUAAAUGAAAACAAAAAUAAUAAUUUAGAUAGUGGUUGCAAUAAAACCAACAAAAUAAAAAUAUUUAAAUGUAUGACUAUUUUAAAAAAACGUUUGUUAGAAAAAAUGAAGACUCUUGUGUCGCCGAAAAAGAAAAACUUAACUUCCUUACAGUCAUUACAGUCGCUCCAGUCUAUUUCAGACUUUGUUAUCUACAAUAACUUCCAAAAUAAUUAUUGCAGAAGUAAUAAUUAUAAUUACAAUGAUAAGAGUAAUAAUAGUAAUUUUUAUCUGAUAAAUUUAAUAAAUAAGUUUUAUAGCAAAAAUAAAAAAUUUCGAAGGCAAAAAAAAUUAGUUAAUAAUUUAGUGGGGGUAGAUAAUGUUAAAAAAAGUUGUUAUGGUGAUAAUAGACAUAAGAGAUUAUUUAAUGACAUAAAUUAUUUUGUUCAUUAUAACGAUACUAGUCCAGAUACGAGAAAUGCAAUUUCAGAUUUGGAAAUUUUGUUACGACGAAGUUAGUAAUUAAUUAUUUUUAUUUGUUACUUUUUUAAUUACAGUCGACUACCUGUUAUAAGCCUGCCCUUCAUAAGCUUCUUCCCCGCAAUCGACGGGUAUUGUCUCAACAACUUUCCCCACUUAACCACUCUAAAGAGUUUUGUACCUGAAAACCCGUUAUAAGCCUCCAUUAAAAUUGUCUAAAUUAUAAACUAACAAUAGGGAAAAAUAUAAAAAUUAAUGAUGAAAACUUACUAUCGAUGUUUCGCGGGUAAUAAUUUAAUCAAUAUUAAGUAAAAUAUAAUUUAUGGCUCAUAGUUGUCAUCAUUAAUUAUAAUUAAAUCUUCAGUUACAAUUUAAAAGUUUUUAUUGAGUAUUAUGUUCAUCGACAAAAUUAGUAUUAUUAUUACUAUAUAAUUAAUACCCCCGUAUGAAAAAAAUUUAUAUCCUAAAAUUAUACUGAAUA
Microplitis mediator is the source of this 3706-nucleotide messenger RNA. RefSeq names its product disintegrin and metalloproteinase domain-containing protein 10-like. Lineage: Eukaryota; Metazoa; Arthropoda; Insecta; Hymenoptera; Braconidae. Gene Ontology annotation, biological process: membrane protein ectodomain proteolysis; Notch signaling pathway. Gene Ontology annotation, cellular component: plasma membrane. The transcript is spliced from 17 exons. The record is from RefSeq and is a predicted model, not a curated record. The coding region runs from base 466 to 3264 and encodes 932 amino acids. Gene Ontology annotation, molecular function: metalloendopeptidase activity.